Molecule: messenger RNA, 1307 nt
Organism: Lycium ferocissimum
Lineage: Eukaryota; Viridiplantae; Streptophyta; Magnoliopsida; Solanales; Solanaceae
Exons: 2
Coding region: 441-971 (176 amino acids)
Source: RefSeq, a predicted model, not a curated record
UUUGAUAAGUCUCAACUCUACUGUGAGUUUUGUAAGUUUAAGGGUCAUACAAAGGACACCUGUUACAAGUUGCAUGGUUAUCCAGCUCAUUUUAAGUUCAAAAAGAAGGGAGGGCUCCUCAAAUUCAUAUGCUAACAAUGUUAUGAACACUGAGGACUAGUAUCAAUCUCACUAUUCUAAUGCUUCCAAUCAUGGCUCAGUGUCAGUCUCAGUAACACCUGCACCUAUGUCAUUCUUUAUUCAUGAGCAAUACUCCCAGAUACUGCAGAUGAUUAAAGUGAAGGAGAAUGAACCUACUGCAAAUAUUGCCAGGCUCAAUCCAGAACAAAAAGAGAAUGACAUUUUGAUUGUGCUUGUGUAUAUGGAUGAUUUACUAAUGACUAGAAUUAAUCUCAGACUGAUUCAACAAAAUAAGACAAGAUCUUCAAGCUAGGUUCAAGAUGAAGGACCUAGGUGAAUUGAAAUACUUUCUUGGUAUUGAAUUCUCCAGGUCUAAAAAAGGAAUUCAUCUGUGUCAAAGGAAGUAUGCACUUGAGUUAGUCUCGGAGUUGGGAUUGACUGAUAGCAAACCAUCUGGUACACCACUUGAGUUUAAUCACAAGAUCACAUCAGUGGAAUAUGAUACUGCAAUUCAACCUGAAGUUGCUGAAAAUGACACCUUAUUAUCAGACACAGGUGGUUACCAAAGAGUUGUAGGAAGACUACUCUACUUGACCAUGACAAGACUUGAUCUUGCAUUUGUGGUUCAAAUACUAAAUCAACAUAUGCAUGCACCCAAGGCUUCUCACAUGGAAGCUGCUAAGAGAGUAGUCAGAUAUGUCAAAGGAACUGCUGGCCUUGGAUUGUUUAUGCCUUCAUCUGGUAAUGCAAAGUUGACUGCAUAUUAUGACUCUGAUUGGGGUUCAUGUGUUGAGACCAAAAUAUAUGUGACAGGGUAUGCUGUGAAGUUUGGAGAUGCACUCAUAUCAUAGAAGUCAAAGAAACAACAGACUGUUUCCAAAAGUUCAAUGAAGCUGAGUUUAGGAGCAUGGCAUCUACUGUUCCUGAAGUGACUUGGUUGAAUGGAUUGUUUAAAGAGCUAGGCAUGAAGUUGAUGUUACCUGUAACUCUAUUUUAUGAUAGCAAGGCUGCUACACAGAUUGCAGGUUAUCCUAUUUUUCAUGAGAGAACUAAACAUAUUAACAUAGACUGUCAUUUGGUGAGAGAAAAGAUUCAAGAAGGGUUGAUAAAGACUGAACAUAUUGGCACAAAGGAGCAGCUGGCAGACUUAAUCACUAAAGCUUUGUGCAGACCACAACAUGACUAUU